CGGAGUCAAGAGAAACAGGCACUACAAGCGUGUUGUGUACACUAGAAAUACACAUGCUUUAGUGUUAGAUAGUGAUAAUUUAAUAAAAUGGCAUGAAAGACAUUCGUAAAACGAGCCACUGUAACCGGAAGAAUAAUUUUUAACCGCGACGGACAUUUUAAAGUGCGUCACUAACGGCGGCGGUUAUUCGUUAAAAGAGAAAACAAGAAGUUUCCAGUCCUGUGACUUCAGCGAGCAGCCACCAUGAAGAUCAAGCGACAGAAACAAGCCAAGAAAACAAUAAGUUUCUACAAAUACAACUUCAGCUUCAGGGAACCGUUUCAGAUCCUCAUCGAUGGGACCUUCUGUCAGGCCGCGCUAAAAAACAAGAUUCAGAUUAAAGAGCAAAUGCCCAAAUACCUGAUGGGAGAGGUGCAGCUCUGCACUACAUCCUGUGCACUGAAGGAACUGGAGACUCUGGGGAAAGAGCUGUACGGAGCUAAAAUCAUCCUGCAGAGGUUCCAGGUGAGGAGAUGUCCACAUUUCAAGGAGCCUGUCCCAGCCUCACAGUGUCUGCUGUCCAUGCUGGAGGAGACGAACCCACACCACUACUUUGUUGCUACACAGGACCACACAGUAACCGCAGGCCUGAAGAAGAUCCCAGGUGUUCCUCUGCUCUACAUCAUCCUCAACACCAUCGUGCUGGACAAGCCCUGCCAGACGUCCCUCGACCACGUCCAGGCCGUCCAGCUGGGAGAGCUGGUCAGCCCGGCCCAGCAGCAGAGCAUCCGCAGCCUCAAGGAGGAGCAGGGUAUCGGCCAGAGGGACGGAGAGCGUCGGGGGAAGAAGAGGAAGAGGAAACAGAGCAAUCCUAACCCUCUGAGCUGCCUGAAGAAAAAGAAGAAGGGCGGGCCGACACCACCGAAGAAGACGACGGAGCAGGGGGAGAAGAAGAAAAGAAGUAGACACAAGAAACGAAAGAUGGAGGGAGGAGACGCAUCUGCUCCGUCUGUUACAAAAACAUAGUCCAGCAGGAAGACAGAGACUUUACCCAGUUUGUUUUUUUGCAUAAAUAUCAUUUGAAGAUUCAUGGUUCUAAUCCUAAAUAAUUGACACUGCUCUGUUUUUUUAUUUCAUGGAAUAAAUCAGUAUUUGUCACACAAAACUGCAUUUUAAAAUUCUGCUCAUGGUAUUUGCUUUAUUUUGAAAAAUGUUGCAACAGUUUGCUGGACCCAGGACUAACAGGCAUAAGACUGAAACUGUUCAGAAACAUAGUAAUAUUUUUGAGAUAGAGAUGAUUUGUGUGGCUUUUAUAUAAAAUAAAAAGAGCAGGUUUACAGGCACAUGGUUGAUGAUAUACGAUGCACUCAGACAUUACAUGAUAUACAGUUUAUAUGGAAGUAGAUAUCAAAAACAAUGCAUUCAGCUGUCUUUGCAGAAGCAAGAAGUGUGUUCACGAUGACUUGGUGGUCUGCUUCUUUUUUCAGCAGGUGCUGUGAUUUUUGAUGUCUGCUAUUUUCUCAUACGAUGAGUUUAGAGUCCAAAUGACAAUGUUUAUAACAAAUAUGUCCAUUCAGACUUCACUUGGUUGUGAUAUCAAGUCAUUUUCAAUCAAGCUUCAAAUGAAAAAACUCCAGUUCAUUCUUUUGAUAUGUAUUACAUCAAUAAAUGUGUACAGAACA
Messenger RNA from Epinephelus moara (kelp grouper), 1661 nucleotides. It is a transcript of the gene utp23, whose product is annotated as UTP23 small subunit processome component. Gene Ontology annotation, cellular component: nucleolus; small-subunit processome. The coding region runs from base 244 to 1005 and encodes 253 amino acids. Gene Ontology annotation, molecular function: small ribosomal subunit rRNA binding. The record is from RefSeq and is a predicted model, not a curated record. Lineage: Eukaryota; Metazoa; Chordata; Actinopteri; Perciformes; Serranidae. The transcript is spliced from 3 exons.